UUUAAAGUUUCCUUUUUUUAAUAUCAGUUUUAAGUCAGUACAGCUGGAUUCCUGCAGCUUACCACAUCCCAUCUUAUCAUCUGUGUGAAACUGGAAGUAUUUCAAAGGAAGCUGUUUUUUGCUGCCUGAUCUCUCUUUCUAGCAAUGAAGUUUAGUUUCCCCAUUCGUGUCUUGUGUACUUCCCUUCAGUGUUAGUUUCUGUAUGCCUUGGCCAUUGCGAGCAGCCCGUUCAGUUCUUUGCAAGAUUUCACAGUUGUGGUAUGUAGGGAAGUCUGCAACUGCUGCUACUUGAAAUGAGCAAGUCUCUUGCUGCUCCUGCAGCCAGCACCACACGUCUCAGCUACCCUGUGUGGUAGCUGAGAUGGUGAGAGGGAAGAGUUGUGCUCCUUCGCCAGCUGGAUUGCCUUCUGUCGCCAUUCCAUUGCUCCCAUUCUUUCAUGAGAACUGCAGACUUUAAAAUCAGUGCUACGGAAAAGGGUAGUCAUGUGCUUUAGCUGUAGUGAAGUGGAAAUAGUUAGUUUUCUUUAUCCAGAUGUACAAAUUUACAGCUUUGACCUCAGUAUGCUGUACUGAGAUCUUGAAGGUCCUAGACUAAGCUCUGCUGGUGCUGUGUGGGCCCACCAUAGGCUGUAGCUGAUGAUCCUGCUCUCUGCCUGCUGUCCUGGGCGCUCCAACAUCUGCCUCCCAGCCCUUUUGAGCUUCUGUUAGUUAUACCCUCCAGGUGGGCUGUGUUCAAGAUGAGAGUGCUGUGCUUGGAGUGCUAGUCUAUGCCUCUCAAAACCUGCAGAGCUGGCUUUACUCAGAUUCCCUCUGUGGCUGUUUGGAGCACAUGGGAUAUUUACCUGCUCAGUGGAGUCAUGGAGAUUUCAGCUACAUGGCUGAGAGCAGCCCCACAGAGCCAGCUGCAUGUCUGGGUGGUCAUAACUUGUAGGGUGCUUUAUUGCUGAAUGCAUACCAGCAUGUGCUGCCUGUUUUACCCUUGCAGAUGUGUGGGUGACCCUAGGCAGCUGUGGUCACCUUAGUACCACUGCAAGGACUUUGGGGUUGGGAGCACUUGACCUCAUGGGAAAGAAGGGGAACAGAGGUCUUGCAGAACAGAAGUUUGUGACCACAGCUGGGUCCCAAGAAGCACUAGUAGAGUCAAACCUGGUGUGAAAAAAAAGGGCCCGAGAAUAACAAGGGGGCUGGGGAGGAAAGACACAAAAGGAGAAGCAGAAGUGUGUGCAAAGCAGCUUGGGGCUGCAGAGCUGAUGGUUCAGAGCGCUUCCUGUUCCUGGAGCCGCGUGUGCCCAGCUGCGCACCAGGUUGCUCCUGCCUGUGCUCUGCAACAGUGCACAUUGGGCCAGGAGAUCAAGGCGCAAAUCCAGAAGCAGAGUGAUGGAGAGGCAUUGAAUGGACUAACAGUAGACUUCAGCAGAGAUACAUGGCCAGCUCCCAAGAGAAGCAGAAACAACUUGGUGCCGGUUGCUCCAUCACUGAUCUCCGACUUCCCUUUUCUCACCAGUGCAAAGAGAUUUUUCCUCUGUAUUUUUUGAGUUGCUUUUGUGAUAGCUACUUGACCUCCUCUUCUUUUUUCCCUUCACAAUGGUGAGGUGGUUUCAUCGUGACCUGAGUGGGCUGGAAGCUGAAGCCUUACUGAAGGGACGAGGUGUCCAUGGGAGCUUUCUAGCCAGACCCAGUCGAAAGAAUCAAGGGGAUUUUUCCCUUUCAGUUAGGGUUGGUGAUCAGGUAACCCACAUCCGUAUCCAGAAUACUGGGGAUUUCUAUGACCUAUAUGGAGGAGAGAAGUUUGCCACACUUUCAGAACUGGUGGAGUACUACACGCAGCAACAGGGCUCACUGCAAGACAAAGAUGGGACCAUCAUUGACUUACGAUAUCCGCUCAACUGUUCUGAUCCCACUACAGAGAGGUGGUACCAUGGGCAUCUGUCAGGUGCUGCAGCUGAGUCACUUCUCCAGGCCAAAGCCACCCCUUGGACCUUCUUGGUGCGGGAGAGCCUCAGUAAACCUGGGGAUUUUGUCUUGUCUGUCCUGACCGACCAACCUAAACCUGGGUCUGAUGGUCCACCAGCUGGAGCAACCAGUGCCUCUGGGGCCCGGCUCAAAGUCACCCACAUCAAAAUCAUGUGUGAGAACGGACGUUAUACAGUUGGAGGUACUGAAAAGUUUGACAGCUUGGCAGAUCUUGUGGAGCACUUCAAGAAGACUGGGAUUGAAGAGGUGUCUGGCUCUUUUGUAUACCUGAAGCAGCCCUACUACGCUACAAGGGUGAAUGCUGCUGACAUUGAGAAUAGAGUGCAUGAACUGAACAAGAAGAGUUUAUCUGAGGAAACAUCGAAGGCUGGAUUUUGGGAGGAAUUUGAUAGCCUGCAAAAACAGGAAGCCAAACAACUGUUUGACCGUCAUGAGGGCCAGAGACCUGAAAACAAGAGCAAGAAUCGAUACAAGAACAUCUUGCCUUUUGAUCACUCUAGAGUCAUCCUCCAAGGAAGGGACCCAAAUAUCCCUGGAUCUGACUAUAUCAAUGCCAACUAUGUAAAGAACAACCUGAUCAGUCCAGAUGAGUGCACCAAGACCUACAUCGCUAGCCAGGGUUGUCUGGAUACCACUGUCAAUGACUUCUGGCAAAUGGUGUGGCAGGAGAACACACAUAUUAUUGUUAUGACCACACGGGAGGUAGAAAAAGGACGGAAUAAAUGUGUGCCCUACUGGCCAGAGGCAGGCAGCACAAAAGAAUAUGGUCCCUACCUUGUGGAGAAUGUUGGGGAGCACGACGCAUUGGAAUACAAACUCCGGCAUCUCUGUGUGUGUCCAAUAAAUGAUAGUGAGGCUGUACGUGAGAUCUGGCAGUACCAGUACCUGAGCUGGCCUGACCAUGGUGUCCCAAGUGAGCCAGGAGGAGUGCUGAGCUUCCUCGACCAAAUAAACCAGAAGCAGGAGAGCAUUCCAGAUGCCGGGCCUAUUCUGGUGCAUUGCAGUGCUGGGAUUGGCCGCACUGGGACUAUCAUCGUCAUUGAUAUGAUAGUGGAAACAAUCUCCACCAAGGGGCUGGACUGUGACAUUGACAUCCAGAAGACCAUCCAGAUGGUGAGGGCCCAACGCUCAGGGAUGGUGCAGACAGAAGCCCAGUACAAGUUCAUCUACAUGGCCAUCUGCCAGUUCAUAGAGACAACAAAGAAAAAGCUGGAGGUUAUCCAGCCUCUGACAACAUUCACUACCUGCUGCUGUUUAAUACUGUUUAGCCAGCACAUGACAGUGAGCUUUGCUGGUGCCUCCAGAAAUGUGUUGCCCCUCUGGUCCCUUCUGUACAAGGAUGUGCAUAUAUUCCUGCUGCUCACCUCUGGGCCACCCGUGGGCAGAGUGCACAGAGCCUGUGGACUUCAGCAAUCCACCAACCUCCACUGAGAUCCUUGCGUGAUAUGUGCAUGGUUAAACAGCCACAGUUCUUCCAUUGUGCCACCUCUCAUGCUUCUCCCAGACCCCACUCUUCUCAGCUUGGGUUUUCUCUC
Numida meleagris (helmeted guineafowl) is the source of this 3509-nucleotide messenger RNA. It is a transcript of the gene PTPN6, whose product is annotated as protein tyrosine phosphatase, non-receptor type 6. Gene Ontology annotation, biological process: protein dephosphorylation. Gene Ontology annotation, molecular function: protein tyrosine phosphatase activity. The transcript has 14 exons. Lineage: Eukaryota; Metazoa; Chordata; Aves; Galliformes; Numididae. The coding region runs from base 1585 to 3405 and encodes 606 amino acids. The record is from RefSeq and is a predicted model, not a curated record.